Molecule: messenger RNA, 7153 nt
Organism: Antechinus flavipes (yellow-footed antechinus)
Lineage: Eukaryota; Metazoa; Chordata; Mammalia; Dasyuromorphia; Dasyuridae
Gene: ADAMTS5
Product: ADAM metallopeptidase with thrombospondin type 1 motif 5
Exons: 8
Coding region: 1017-3842 (941 amino acids)
Biological process (GO): proteolysis; extracellular matrix organization
Molecular function (GO): zinc ion binding; metalloendopeptidase activity
Source: RefSeq, a predicted model, not a curated record
UUUGCUCCCUCCCUUCUCUAUCUCUCCACCCCUCGUCUUUCCUCUUUCUUUCCUCUCCUUUUCUCUCCCCUAGCUCAUUCUCCAAUCGUCACUCUUCACCCCACCCAUCCUGUUCUCUUUUUCCCCUCCUCUCUAUCUGAUUAAAUGAGAUGGGAGUGUGGGAGUGGUGGUUUUGAAGCUCUCCCUUUAAGAGGCAGCCUGCAGUGACGAAUUCUUGAAAUUGCCCUUGCAGGAUGGCAUUCCACUAUAAAUUCAUUGUUCGACCUCCUCUCAUCUUCACAUUUCUCUCUUCUCUCCUUGCUUGUAUCGACCAACUGGGGAUAACAACAAAAAUGAAAAUACAGAGCCACGGGGGAUAAAGUGAGGACAUCUUGCCAUCUCACCAAAAGCGAUCUGAGUUUUCCUCAGUCACCUCAGGUUCUCAAGAGAUCAAAUGGAUCCAACAAAUUAAAAAGAAAGAACUGCUGGAGCUUAGUUCAGAAAGUGAUCAUUCUUGUCAUCGAUGAUCCAGAUCGGAAAAGAGAUAGGGGAAGAGAGAAAAGGCUGAAAAGUUGUCUUUAAUCUGAAUCUUAUUUCUUGCUGUGCAGCUGUUUGCUGUGUAUGGCUUUGGGAUUUUAUGCUUUCUCUACUUUUUUUACUUAUGCUGAUUCUCCUCUUCCAGCUUUUCCUUAGCCAGAAUACAAACUUUUUUUUUUUUUUUUAAGAAACUGGCAAAGAAAAGUUACACAUUAGGACCUCAGCUUUGGCCAUCCUUACGCUUUGUUGACAGCAUUUUCUGAUUCCCUCCUUACACUUCAUUCAACAUUGCAGACAACACAUACGCACACAUACAUAUGUAUAUGUUAAAUAUACAUGUAUGUAUGUAUAGAAAGAUGUAGAUAUAAUAUAUGUGUAUAGAUGUUUAUUUUAAUCCAUGGUAAUUUGCAUUACUGCUUAUUUUAAAAACCAAAAAUCUUCCUCUCCUUCCAAUUGUUUUUCUCCCUUCUUCAUCAAUUCCGACUCACUGAGAGAGCAAUAUGGUCUUGAAGUUGGUUUCUUUGCUCCUGUUGGCUUUCGAAUUGCACUUUGCUUCUGCUGGAGUCCGAGCUCCGCCAGCAACCAAACACAGUCAAAUCCAUCAACUUUUACCAAUUGCAGUAGAGACAGCAGAAGCUCAUCUUCACUACCAACAGCAGGAGUUGCCGCAGGAGCAAGAACAGCAAAAGUCCCCUCAGCAGCCCCCCUACAUUCCCCCUAUUAACCGCAAGACUAGAGGUCUAGUGCAAAACAUUGACCAACUUUACUCUGGAGGAGGUAAAGUGGGAUACCUCUUAUAUGUAGAGGGCAAAAAAUUUCUCUUAGAUUUGGAGCAAGAUGGACCAGUGGGCUUCCCGGAGUUUUUGCAUCCUGAUUCUGACCAAAGCAGUCAUCAGGGAACAUUGCCUCCAUCUCAGCGCUACCAGGAUCAUUGCUUCUACCGAGGCACUGUGGACGGGAGUUCUAGCUCCCUGGCCCUCUUUAACCUCUGUGGGGGGAUGAAGGGCUUCUUCGCUGUUAAACAUACUCGUUAUACCAUAAAGCCGUUGUUCUUGGGGAAGAGAGAGGCUGAAGAGGGGAGGCUGUUUGGGGACCGCUCUCUUCGCUUGCUGCACGUUUUCGUCAGAGAACGCUUCAGUUUCAAAACACUGAAGGUUCGCAGCAAUUGCGAGACCCCUAGCUCUCCCAGGACAGGACACAGACAACCAGAACCACUCCAUACACGGUAUAAUUUAACAUCCCAGAUCAUGCCUUCUCCGCAGCCCUUUGCAGCAUCAGCUUCCGAACCACAGAAGGGUUGGAGACGUCAGCGGCGCUCCAUCUCCAGGGCUAGGCAGGUGGAGCUGCUGCUUGUGGCGGAUGUAUCUAUGGCCAAGAAGUAUGGCCGGGACUUGCACCAUUACCUGUUGACUUUGGCUUCCAUCGCUUCCCGGCUUUACAGUCACCCAAGCAUUGAGAACCACAUCCGCCUAGUGGUGGUGAAGGUAGUGGUGCUGGAUGACAAGGAGAAAGGGUUGGAGAUAAACAAGAACGCGGCUACUACUCUCAAGAACUUUUGCAAGUGGCAACACCAACACAACCAAUUGGGAGAUGAUCAUGAGGAGCAUUAUGAUGCAGCUAUUCUCUUCACCCGGGAGGAUUUAUGUGGACAUCAUUCAUGUGAUACUCUUGGAAUGGCAGAUGUUGGAACCAUAUGCUCUCCUGAACGCAGCUGUGCAGUGAUUGAGGAUGAUGGCCUCCAUGCAGCUUUUACAGUUGCUCAUGAAAUUGGCCAUCUACUUGGACUAUCUCAUGAUGAUUCUAAAUUCUGUGAAGACAAUUAUGGUUCCAUGGAAGAUAAACGCUUAAUGUCUUCUAUUCUAACUAGUAUUGAUGCUUCCAAACCCUGGUCCAAAUGUACUUCAGCAACCAUUACAGAAUUCUUGGAUGAUGGUCAUGGUAACUGUUUGCUGGACUUACCAAGAAAGCAGAUCCUGGGCCCUGAAGAGCUCCCAGGACAGACAUAUGAUGCUAUCCAUCAAUGCAAGCUGGCAUUUGGGCCUGAGUACACAGUAUGUCCUGGCAUGGAUGUCUGUGUUCGCCUGUGGUGUGCAGUUGUUCGACAGGGCCAAAUGGUGUGUCUGACCAAGAAGCUUCCAGCUGUGGAGGGGACGCCAUGUGGGAAAGGAAGGAUUUGCCUUCAGGGCAAGUGCGUCGACAAAACCAAGAAAAAAUAUUAUUUGACAUCAAACCAUGGCAAUUGGGGUUCUUGGGGUUCCUGGGGACAAUGUUCCCGUUCAUGUGGGGGAGGAGUUCAGUUUGCCUUUCGCCAUUGUAAUAACCCAGCACCUAGAAACAAUGGCCGAUAUUGCACUGGAAAAAGAGCCAUUUACCGUUCCUGCAGUGUCACAGCCUGUCCAACAUAUGCUAAAGCCUUUCGUCAGGAACAAUGUGAAGCAAAAAAUGGAUUUCAGUCAGAUAUAAAAGGGAUCAAGACAUUCGUGGAGUGGGUUCCCAAAUAUGCAGGAGUUCUGCCUGCAGAUGUGUGCAAGCUGACAUGUCGAGCCAAAGGAACUGGUUACUAUGUGGUAUUUUCCCCAAAGGUGAAGGAUGGAACUGAAUGUAGACCAUACAGUAAUUCAAUAUGUGUCCAAGGGAAAUGUGUGAGAACUGGUUGUGACAACAUUAUUGGUUCAAAGCUCCAAUAUGAUAAGUGUGGUAUAUGUGGAGGAGAUAAUUCCAGCUGUACGAAGGUCAUGGGAACAUUUAACAAAAAAAGUAAGGGUUACACAGAUGUAGUGAGGAUACCUGAAGGCGCCACCCAUAUCAAAGUCCGACAAUUUAAGGCAAAAGACCAGAACAGAUUCACAGCUUAUUUAGCCCUGAAAAAGAAAAAUGGUGAGUAUUUGAUCAAUGGAAAGUAUAUGAUAUCUACAUCAGAGACUAUCAUUGACAUCAACGGGACUGUCAUGAACUACAGUGGUUGGAGCCACAAGGAUGACUUCUUGCAUGGGAUGGGAUAUUCAGCUACAAAAGAGAUACUCAUAGUUCAGAUUCUGGCAACAGACCCAAGCAAAACAGUAGAUGUCCGCUAUAGCUUCUUCGUUCCCAAAAAGUCAACAUUCAAAUCAAACUCAGUCAGUCAAAAUGGAAGCAGUAAAAUGGGAUCACAGACCUCACAGCUACAGUGGGUUACAGGGCCAUGGCUUUCCUGUUCUAGAACAUGUGACACAGGCUGGCACACCAGGACUGUGCAAUGCCAGGAUGGACACAAGAAAUUAGCAAAAGGAUGUCUACUGUCACAGAGGCCCUCAGCAUUCAAGCAAUGUUUGCUAAAAAAAUGCUAGAGUGUGUUUAUCAUUUUGUUUAGAAAAAUAAUUGGGCAAUGCAGCACUGGCAUACCUUGGAUGGAAAAUAUAAACUUUAUUGUAAUUGCUUUCAUGAUUCAAAUUAUGGGCAGAAUCUGCUUUUCAAACAUUGGACUAAAAAACAGUCUUGAAAAUUGUUAUAAGUCCUUUAAGCCUAAAAUGUUUAGAAAAAUGAAUGAAUGUAAGCUCAUAAGGUAUUUGAAGAGUACAAAACUAUUUCCCCUUUUAUUACCUACCUCUUAAAGAAUGCCUUUGAAGACAUAAUAAUUUUCAAUCAUGAUUUAUUUUUGCUGUUUGUAAAUACAUAAUUUUUAUAUAUCUUGAUUCUAUUAAAAAUAAUUCAUUCUAUAUGUAAAGUGAUUGACCAAAGUAGGUCUACAGCUGUUUUCAGUUUCACCAAAUUUCCAGAAAGAGCUGUGGAUAUUUUACUGGAAAAAUAAGCUUAUUGUUGCUAAUAGACAAUAUAUUUAAAAAAAAAACUAACACUAUGACACAAUGUAAUUUUAAAAAAUUCUUGAGCAGAGAUUAUCAGAAUAUCCUUAUCAACAUAUAUAAAGGGUUUCUUAUUUGAUAUGUUAGUACCUGUAUUUUUUAGGUUGCCAACCAACUGAUUAGAACAUAUUUUGUAUGUAUGUAUACUUAUAGAAUUUGGAUUUUUUAAAAACCUUCAAUGGGGGAGAGGUUAGGCUGAAAUUUAUCAUUUAGAAAAAAAUCAAAUAUUUUAUAAUAUUGCCAACUCUAUAUUCUUGACUGUUUUCUUGCGGUGGUUUGCAAGGGAAACCUAAAGUUUGAUGUGCCUAAAAGUAGCUAUUAGAGAAGCUAUAUUUUCCUUAAUAAGGAAAGACACCAACAAAUAGUAUUAUCUCUCUAUGUUAACACCUUUUAUCCUAAACUCUCUCUUAUCAGAAAAUAUGCAAUGUGCUUUUUGUCUAUUUCAUUUUGUUAAAAAAAACAAAACUAUGUUAUAUAAGGAAUUAAUGUAAGGAAUUACCUUACAUAUUUUGUUUUACUAAAACUAUUAGUUACUCAGAAAUUAACCACAUCUAGAUAUGGUUGCCAUUAAUGUUAGUAAGACUUUUUCUACAUAGAAAUUAAUAAUUUAUUUUUCUAAAGAGAGAAAUAAUUAGUAUUUCAAACACACUUCAAACACAAAUCAACAUAAAUGAAAAGCAUAUUGUUGUAAUACUGUUAUGUUAGGGAAAAAACUGUGAUAUUAACCAUAAAAAGCAGAUUUCUCUUCUCCCUAACCAAAUUUUGGUUACAUGAACUUAAAGUCUGAAAAUAUGUAGACUUUUAUUACUAAUGCCAAUUAGACCUUGUUAUAAUUUUUUUUAAAGAACUAUAGAUACCUAAAUUUGGAGAAAUUUCACAGUAUCCUUUUAUCUUGAUUUUAUAAUAGUUACAUAUAUCUGAUGUUAUAGUACUGAUAGAUAUGACAUAUUUUAUGGAAGUAUAACUUGGAUUUUUAUGCAUUGUGUUUGCAUAAAGUAAAGAAUUCUUAUAAUCCAUUGAUUUAAAUGGAUGUUCAGAAGUAUUUAACUUUGGAAAUACUUAAAAUUUGGCAUAAGGGAAACAAAACUUUUUAUUUGAUUUAGUUCAUUCAACAGCUAUCAAUCUAAUGACAAGUUUGCUUUCCUGACACAGACUGUGACUGCUGUGUUUAAAUUCCUUUUCAAUUUAUGUCUUUUCACUGAACAGUCUUUCUGUUUGUCCCAGUUGCUUAGAGUGUGUUGCUUCAUUUGCAUUGUAUUUUAGCAUAAUACCUGUUUUAUUAUUCUGGCAUCUCAGAGACCAACCAAUAUAAUGUCCAAUGCAUUUAUUCAAACCACAUUUCUUGAUUCCCUCUCAUGUGAUAUAAUCUCUUCACAUGAUUAAAACACAUUGUACAUGGUUGAGAAAAAAUUACUAAUUGAACUUGUUCACUUAUAUAACCCAAACUCACAUUUUAGCUAAUUGUUUUGAUACUUUGUAGAUAUAUCUGUAAUUCAUAAUUUUGCAUCAUUUGAUUUUGAUCCUGUUGAAGAUAGCUAUUGAGUUCAUCAUUGCAUGCAUAUGGUAGAAUCAAAAGAGGGUAACCUCUUUCAAUUCUCAGUCUGUGAUCCUAUAAACAUGCCUUAUUUUCAUUAUGCUUGAGCUUCAUUAGGCCUGAAAAAUUCUAGAGUUUUUGAAGCUCAGGGCUGCCUCCUCCUAACAGACCUGAGUUGAGUCAAAAUCAUUGCAUGCAUUCCUAUUUCUCUGUGAUGGAGCCAUAAAAUAUUGUAGAUAUAAAAAAAAAAUAAGUGGUGCUUUUUAUUUUCUUUCCGAAGAAGAUAUUCCUCUUAAAUAUUAAUAUACAGUGUUAGUAUUUAUUACUUUAAUGAAAUAGAGAGUUAAAAACAAACCACUAAAUCUAACUGCUAUAUUUAAAGAACCUUGUUUCUUUGGUCUAAGCAGUAUCCGUUUUUAUUAUUGAUGGAUAGGGGUAAAAUGACUCUAAAAAUGUAUGCACAAGGAUGAAAUGACUAAGAUUGAACAAUGCAAUUCAGAGAAAUGGACAUUUUCAUAUCUCUAAAGAAUAACAUGUAUAUUAGGGAAAAAGAAAGCAAUUUAAUCUUCUGAAGUCCUUUCCAGCCCUAGAUCUAUAGUCUUAUAGAUUUUGGAUUAUUUUUUGCUUAGAAUUAGGAGGCAGCAUGAUACAUUGGAAAAAGUACUGAGGCAGAAAACCUGGCUUCAAAUUCCUUAUUUGAUAGUUACAAUUUUAAAAAAUAAUUCUAUGUUUUAUUUUUAUAUUUUGUAAAAAUAGGAGGGUUUACUAGGGAUGACCUUUAAGGCAUCUUCCAAUUCUGAUUCUACUAUAAACAUGCUUUAGUUUCAUUAUGCCUCAAAAAUUCUAGGGUCCUUAAAGCUCAGGGCUGCUUCCUCCUAAUAAAUUUGAGGUAAGUUGAAAUGCUCAGGUUUGAUGAUAAUGAAAUUUCAUUCAUGAAAAUUUGUAAUGGCUAGAAUUUCUUUCCUUAUGAAGAAAAAAGGAUGAGAGAAAACAGUAAUAAUGGUUAAAUUUAAUUUUGCCUCCAUGUUUAAAAGUACUUGGUAGGACAGUUUUAGGGAUUUGGCAAAUUCAAGUCCCUUUACUCUUCUAGCAAAAUAAUUUUAUUCCACUUAAAAAUAAUGAUUCAAUAACAAAAAAUAAAAAAGAAAUAUUGCACUGAGAAAGAAUUUACUGUUUUGCACCUGGUAUGUGAACUUGUAUGAUGAAAUUAUUUAUUUUUAUUUAAUUAAAAAAUAUCAAUUUUGAAAAUUCUUAUAUAUAAUAU